AUGACUACUGCAACGACCUCCACUUCGGCCUUGCAAGGCUUUUCGCUCUUUCCGACGACGGUUCCCAAGAUCGCCAUUCCAACCCCCCAUAAAAAGAAUCCAAGCCUACACAGUAUCAGUAUUGUUACCUCACCGGACAGCGCAUUCUCGCCCAAUGCCGAAUCGGUUGUUAUAAAGAUGGAGGAGGAGAGGCCGCCCGUCCCUCGAUUCCCCGCCCGCCUCAGCGAACAACAACAAAUGAGAGAAUGCAGCCCUUCUCCAGAAGAUAUCGGGAGGGCGGUGACCACGUCCUCACCCAUCGAUGGAAAGACUCCUGCCCAGCCUGUUCUUCCUUCCGCAACAGUGGUGACGUAUACCCCAUCGUUAUACCAGUCGCCCGAACUUCACCAGACAUCAUCUCCGCAACCUUCGUCAUCCCUAGGCACAGGAUCAGCAACAACCUUGGUGGCAGCGGCAGCUCCUACAGCAAACAUCCAGGACGGGACGCAUAAUAAGUCUCCCACCGAUCCUUCACCGGUCGUUCCCAUCCGCUCCAUAUUCCCCGUUUACAACCCUUCCGUGCCAUUGACUCAACAAGUCUACCUCCCGCACCCACCACCCCCAGUGCGAAUCUCAGGCAUGCCUCUCUUCAAUGGCAUACUCCCUUCCAGGGAGGACUACCGAAGCAGUCUUUCCAUUCCAUUUAACACGCCAGCAAUAGGGGUUGCUCAGAGAACUGCUCCUGCUAGCGUUCUCAACUUCCCGUCGGACGUGAUGAGCAUUAACGUGGGUCCACGCAUAUCAACACAAAGGGAGUUGGAGAAAUUAUGGGACGCUUCUCACGGAACUGAACCGGGUUGUUCGAUAAAGAGUUUCGAUCUCGAGAUGGCACGGACCGAGGAAGCAACAUUCGUAUUCGGCUCCCACCCUUCUCUCCCCUUCUACACCCUCCAGACCUACGACACAAAUGAAAUCGCCAUCUCCAAAACCUGCCCCAGCAAACCUCGCUCACCCAUAGCCAACGCCGAAUCACCACUCACACGCGACGUGAUUCUCUGCCCUCUGGAACCUGCUGCUCGCCGUCUUCCACCCAAUGACGGGCUCGUCGCGUUCAUAUUCCCCAAGCUCGCCGCCCUGCUCGCGAUAAACCAAUCAGCCGCGCUCGCUCGACAACACAGUCUCGCACCAACAGACCGAGACGAUAUCGAAGCACAGGCAGUCCGUCGUGCCGCCAAGCAGGAAGCCUGCCAUUUACGAUUUAACGCGAGGGGCGGGUUCUAUGAACUUGAACACCCUGCCAUCGGGCGAGCUGCGGUGGGUGGGGAUUUUGCGACGCAGAGCCCCGUUCCGAGCUCGCCGACGACGAUAAGGAGUAUUACAGGGAAGCCGGUGCUGCAUAUUACCAUUUCGACGGACAGCCAUCUUCCCACGAUCAACGUGAUUGACCCGAACGCUGCACGGCGGAUAGGCGCAGUCAUGACGCCUACCACCACGGCUCCGUCCUCUGCAGGAGCUGGCAUGCGUCGAUUGUCUACGCUCCCACAGACCGAAACUUCUUUACCGUCGUCAGAGUACCCACCCCUAGCCACACUUGAUCUUACCUCCGAGAUCUUCCACGUCGACGCCAAUGCCAUCCUCGAAUUGAUGCCCAGCCUGUUCAGCGUUGACUGCGUCGUCUCAGCGGUCAUGUCGGUUGCCGUCGCAGACGCAGCCACGAAUCCCAUCUUGGGAGGCAUGGAGAUCUGGAAACCGAGACCCGCACCGACGUCUCGCCUUGGGACAGGCGCCAGAAGCAUCCGUACCCGAGCCGGCAGUGUGAGGAGCCACGCGGGCAGCGUAUUUUACGCCACCAUCGCGGAACGAGAAGAGGCAGAGGAAGAAGCCAAGCUGAUGCGCAGGACCCAUGAGGCAGACAUCCGGGCGGCGAGCGGCUCGUCGAGAUCCAAACCAAAAGGAUCGCGGAUCUGGUUUGGGCGGUUGUCCAACAGCACGACCGACGAGUCCGAGGAAGACGAGACCUCGGAGAAAAAGUCGCGCAAAAAGAAGAACAAGAAGGCCAAGACCAAGAAGAUCGUCGUGGGCGAAUUCGACCUGGAAAAGCUUGGCCACUACCAGUCCGGCGACCGGAAGGGCGAGGAGUUACCCGCCGUUACGAGGGGGGUGUUGGGUGGGCUGGUCAUGGGGCUGAAGUUGGUGGUCUGGCUAUUGACCAUGGCCGUACAGGUUCUGGCUUGGUUGCUGGUCCAUCUGACCAGAGGUCUUACCAGCGAGAAGUUCUGA
Messenger RNA from Cladophialophora psammophila CBS 110553, 2259 nucleotides. RefSeq lists its product as uncharacterized. The record is from RefSeq and is a predicted model, not a curated record. NCBI's taxonomy places the organism in Eukaryota, Fungi, Ascomycota, Eurotiomycetes, Chaetothyriales, Herpotrichiellaceae. The transcript is spliced from 2 exons. Bases 1 to 2259 code for a protein of 752 amino acids.